AUGUUGCUGACACGAGGAGGAGGAAGAGGUUCAUCAGGAGGUGGAGGGUGGAGAGGUGGAGGUGGCGGUUCAGAAAACAAUACCUUCAGCAGCCAGAGAGUCCUUUGUCAGGCUACUCUGGAUGUCUUGUGUCCGUACAAAGGAUGGACACUCUACUUCACAGAUGGCUUCAUAGAGAGCUCACCUAGUGUGGAGAAGAUCAAAGUGUUUGAGAAAUAUUUCACUUCCAAGAUUGAACUAUAUGACAAGGAUGAGAUUGAGCGUCAGGGCAGUGUUCUGGUGGAUUAUGCAGACCUGACGGGCAACAAAGCCGUGCAUGACGCACUUCCUGAUCUGACCACCGAGCUGAAGGAACAGCCAGAGGUGAUUCUCAACUGUUUGGGAGUGGCCAUUCAUCAGGUGUUGACUAUAGAUUUGGAGAAACAGGCUGCUGAGCUUCAAGGGGAAGAGCUUCCUGUCGCUACACCAAUCAUCAACAUCCCUCACAUUAGCGCAAGGCUGUAUAACUAUGAACCGCUGACUGCGUUGCGGACGCUGCGUGCCAGUGUGUUUGGACGUCUGGUGUGUGUGAGGGGAACAGUGGUCAGAGUGAGCACUAUCAGACCUCUGUGUACCAGGAUGGCCUUCAGGUGCCUCGGCUGCUCGCGGACACAGUCUCUGCCACUGCAGCACGGGAAAUAUGCUACACCUACCAAAUGCAUUCAGCCUGAUUGUCGCAGUCGUUCCUUCGCCCCCUGCAGGAGUUCCCCUCUUACUCACACUGUGGACUGGCAGAUCAUCAAGGUGCAGGAGUUGAUGGGCGGAGAGCAGAGGGAGACUGGACGAAUCCCGCGCACCGUGGAGUGUCACCUGACCUCCGACCUCUGUGACAGCGGCGUCCCCGGAGACACAGUCACUGUGACCGGGAUAGUUAGAGUGACCAACGAUGGCAGUUCCCGGGGGAACAAGGAUCAGUGUAUGUUCCUCCUCUACCUUGACGCCACUUCAGUCAGCAAUACUAAAGGUCAGCAGUCCAAGUCAAGUCAAGGGUCAAGAGGGUCUCUUGAAGAUCGCUCUGGAGGGGAGGAGUUCAGUCUGAAGGAGCUGUACGCCAUCCAGGAGAUCCAGGCACAGCCCGACCUGCUGAGACUUCUAGUACAGUCUUUGUGUCCUGUCAUCUACGGCCACCUGCUGGUGAAAGCUGCUCUGGUCCUGGCGUUGUUCGGAGGCAGACAGAAACACACAGGCAAGAACAGCGUCCCGGUUAGAGGAGACCCCCACAUCCUGAUGGUGGGAGACCCCGGGCUGGGGAAGAGUCAGAUGUUGCAGGCCGUGUGCAACGUGGCCCCCAGAGGAAUCUAUGUAUGUGGCAACAGCACAAGCACCACAGGACUAACAGUGAGUUUAUCCCGAGACCCGGGAACAGGGGACUUUGCUCUGGAGGCCGGAGCCUUGGUGCUGGCUGACCAAGGUGUGUGCUGCAUUGAUGAGUUUGAUAAGUUGGGCCACCAGCAGCAGGCUCUGCUAGAAGCCAUGGAGCAGCAGUCAGUGAGUCUGGCUAAGGCUGGAAUAGUUUCCUCUCUGCCUGCCAGGACGUCGGUCGUAGCUGCUGCGAACCCCAUUGGAGGACAUUACAACAGAGGCAAGACUGUUUCUGAAAAUCUGAAAAUGGGCUCAGCGCUUCUCUCUCGAUUUGACGUUAUCUUCCUCCUCCUGGACAUCCCGGAUGAGUCACAUGAUCGCCACCUGUCAGAAUACGUCAUGGCGAACAGGUUAGGAAAAGGAAGAACCAGCAGCGCCACAGUCACCAGAGCUAACAGUGAAUUCGAGACCUCCAUCCUGCUAGAACACUCAGACAUGCCGCUGUCUCAACGAUUGCAGAUCCCUGCAGGCGAAAGCACAGACCCCCUCCCAGUGUCUUUGCUGAGGAAGUAUAUCACCUACGCUCGUCAGUAUGUCCAUCCCUCGCUUUCUCCUGAAGCAGCAGAGACCAUUCAGGAAUUCUACCUGUCACUGCGAUCUCAGGCACACUCUGCUGAUUCCACCCCCAUCACCACACGACAGCUCGAGUCUUUGAUUCGACUAACCGAGGCGAGAGCCAGGUUGGAGCUCAGAGAGACGGCUACCAAGAGUGACGCUGACGAUGUGGUGGAGAUCAUGAAACACAGUCUGGCUGAUACAUAUUCUGAUGGUCUGGGAAAUCUGGAUUUUAAGCGCUCUCAGCUCGGAGCAGGCAUGAGUCAGCGCAGCGCUGCAAAACGACUGGUCAACGCGCUGCACUUACACGCUCAGAGGACCAAUCAGAAGCAGUUUGACCUACAGACGCUUCGAUCUAUGGCUGACAGACUGAACAUCAAGGUGAUGGAUUUUGAAAGUCUGGUGAGUUCCCUGAAUGAACAGGGUUUCCUGCUGAAGAAAGGAGCCAAGCUGUACCAGCUGCAGACUGUCUGAUCACUGCAACACACUCAGAAGACACACCUGCUGCUUCCUGCUGACUUCACUGCAAAGUCAGUGUUCAGAUGAACUGAAAGACAACUUGAUGGGGGACCCAUUAUCCAGACCACCGUCACCAAACCACCAACCAGCAGACUGCUAUGUAACCUUUGGAAGAGACCACAACUGACUAAGUACUGAAACUUCAUCUCUCUGCUGGACCACACAGCAGCCACAGUUUCCUGCAUGAGCACACGUUCCUGCUAGAAAGAGGAACUGACUCCAGAAUAGAAACUAAUCUGCUGAAAGUCAUUUAUUUGCACAUGAAACAUGAAAAACUAAACAUGGUAUGAUGUGAUUUGGCUGUACUUGCAUCAGUUAAAAUGGGACUCUUCAAUGAUGUGAUGUGUCACAAAUACCAUUAUCUUAAUACAGAUAUACAAACCUUUUAAUUUAAAAACCCUAAUAGUCAGGUACACUUUGCUUUCAGUGUACAUGUAUGUUUACAGUACACAGGGACUAUUGAUAUGUGACUAACAGUUGUAGCCAAGGCUUAGGUGCAGCACCGGAGCUGUUUUGGGCACCACCGAAGAAAUGUAAAAUCAUAACUGAGUGAAUGUAUCAUCUGCUCGAGCUUUGGACACAGAUAUGGUAAAAAUAAUUGUCCAAAAUGACUAUUUCUUAUUGAAAAACUUAAAUUUUCCCCACCAAAAACGUGCACCUCAGUCUUAAACUUAAACUCUGGCUGUUGCUCAAUUUAGUUUUUAAAAUAUUUCAUGGUACGGUUGGUCUUCAACAAUGUUCUGAACGUCAGAGAGGGGGAGAUAAAUACGAAGGCGAGUAUACUACCUCACUGUCGAGAGUUGUUUUUAUACGUUUUGUUUUCUACAGGUGACUUUGUUCUAGAAAGACUUUUUGUUAAUAACAUUUCAAAUGUACCAUAUUUAAGAAGUCACUGUUCUGCAAUAACAGAGACAGGAAGCUUGUUAAACGUUUGACUGCGCUGAUAUUACCUUCCCCACCUAUAAUGCAGACUUGUUUUGAUGUGGUAUUAAGCCGCCAUUAUAUUCACAUACAUCAAUUUUCUCAAAUAUUGAAUCGGCCUCGAGCGCCUGGUGUUGAUCUGAAGCCUCGCAAGUGUUCAAUAUUUGCUUAUUUUUGUCUUUGUUUACACAAAUGUUCUGUACCGUCUAUUGUUUCUGUUUUUGUAUGGUAUGGUAUGCACUUUAUUGGUUAAUAUUACACAUUCAGUUAAUAAAUUAAUUUCCUGUAAAACGUUUUGUUUAAUAUUAAAAUACCAAAACACAAUAAAUAUUAACUUUUUGUAUUUAAAGCAAAGCUCCAGAAAUGUUUAUUGGGUUGUAAUUGUGUCAAAGCUAUUUGAUAUGGUUCCUUUCUUUUGCGGAUUUAUAAUUUGUG
This is a messenger RNA of Cottoperca gobio, 3831 nucleotides long. RefSeq names its product minichromosome maintenance 8 homologous recombination repair factor (gene mcm8). The transcript is spliced from 21 exons. Gene Ontology annotation, cellular component: MCM complex; nucleus. The record is from RefSeq and is a predicted model, not a curated record. Gene Ontology annotation, biological process: DNA replication; double-strand break repair via homologous recombination. Lineage: Eukaryota; Metazoa; Chordata; Actinopteri; Perciformes; Bovichtidae. Gene Ontology annotation, molecular function: ATP hydrolysis activity; single-stranded DNA helicase activity; ATP binding. Bases 1 to 2430 code for a protein of 809 amino acids.